UUUAACCUACACCUACAACAUUAUAGUAGACGAUAGUUGGACAGACGUAUUAUAUAUAGUACAACUAUGUUUAGAAAUGUUUAGUAAACUAAAAUAUAAAAAUGUAAUUUUCAAAAGUUAACCACUGAUUUAUAUUAUAAUUUUUAAAUACUUGUUUUUUUUUUCUUUUUAAGCGUUCAUUCAUUCAUUAUUUAGUCUAGUUAACAUGUACUUAUUUCUACAUACUAUACUACCCUGAAAUGAUUUAUAUUAAUGAUGAAAAGUAAAAUGUGAUUGGUCAAUGCUAAAUUAUUUAAUUGACCAAUCAGAUAAAAGCUUCAAGUUUCUUUUUUUAAUUUUUUUUCCAAAAUCAUUUAAUAAUAUCAGAUUGAAAAUAAAUGACUAUUAUCCAGUUUCAUAUAAAUAUUAUUGAAUAUGUGAUGAAAGGAUAUUUUAUUAAUAUGGAAUAGAAUAAAAUUAAGAAAGAACAAAACGGAUCAUAUUAACAUAAACAUCAUUAAAACAUAAGGUUAAUCAGUCAAUUGUUAUUGUUUCUCAUUUAAAUAAACAAUCUAUAAAUGAAUCUAUAUGAUUCUAUAUAUUUAUUUUCAAUGAAAUGAUUUAAAUGUAUAUCAAUAACAAAUUUGAUAAUAAUGAAUUUAAGUAAUAUCAGUAGUAUUAAUAGUUUAAUUAUAAAAUUAAUCUAUUUUAUUAUAUUUAUAUGUAUGAUUAAUGUAAUGGAAUUUCAUUAUAUACAUAAAAAUUCUAAUGAAACUCAAUAUUUAGAAGAGAUUCAAUUGAAGAAAACUAAUUUAACAAGUAAAGAAUCAUUAUAUUCAACUGUUACAUAUAAUAAUCUAUCGGACAAUAACAUUGACAACAUUAAUCUCAAAGACGUAAAUUAUUCUAACUAUAAUUUACCAAUGAAAAACACAACCAUACAAUAUGAUAACAUAUCAACAGUAGCAUCUACAGAUGUACAUUCACAGUCUGUUGGAGCUAAUAAUAGUACUACUACUACUGCUAAUAAUAAUAAUAAUGACGGUAAUGUUAAUAAUAACAGUAAUACACAUUCAAUAGCUCAAAUCAGUCAGAUAACCAUAGAUAACAAUCAACAUAAAAGUGAUAAAGUGAAGAAAAAUCUUUUGAAACUACAAAGCAAGCAUAAAAGUAUCACCAAUUCAAGCAUUAAAUUUAUGCGUUACAAUACUGGUGAUACAAUACAAUUGAAAUGUCGAAUACCUAAAGGUCCAUAUCUUGUAUUAUGGAAUAAACUAGGAUUAGAUUACCCAUUAACCAUUGGGAAAAAUCGUUUUAUACCAGAUGAACGAUUUGAAAUACAAUAUAAACCACCGAAUCGUUGGAAUCUUAUCAUUUCAAAUGCUCAAUUGAAUGAUACAGGUGUAUAUUCAUGUACUCCCGGUUCAGGAAUAAGUAAUAGUCAUUCAAAUGUUAAUAAUAAAUCAGAUUUAAAACACCAUCAAGAAUAUCAACCACAGUCUGAGAAGAAUAGACAUAGAAUACAUACGGCAGUCACAGAUAGUACGACAACAAAGAAACAAAAUAAAGGUCGAGAAUAUUAUGUUUCUGUUGUUGAACCACUACCUUCAGAACGAUAUCAAGUUGAUGUACCUUUUAAUAAGAUUGGAAUGAAAAAUAAAACUAUAACUGUAACUGGUCCAAAUCUUGUAUUUUACGGUACCCCAUUAGAAUUAAUAUGUCGUGCUAGUUUUCCAUCAUCUGAAGCUAAACUUGAUCCAACAAUUUCAUUAGAAUGGUAUCAUCGUGGUGUACGUCGAUUAUCUCAUCCAUUUAGAUCAGGUGGUGUAUAUAUUACAAUGCAAUGGUUAGAUUCACAUUUAUUAGAAAGUAGAUUAUAUAUAGCAUGGGUAAGUGAAGCUGAAGCUGGUCAAUGGAUAUGUUUAGAAAGAUCAAAUCCAAUUAAAAAUAUAAAUUAUACAAAAUUAUCAUCAUCAUCAUUAUCAAUGUCAAAUUAUCAUAAUGUUCAAAUGAAUGAAUUUAAUAAACAAUCAUUUCCAUUAUAUCAUAAUACAUCUAUAAUAUAUAAUCCAUCAAAUAUUGAUUUGGUUUAUGAUAAGAUCUAUAUAGAAAUUAUAGACAUACCAGACACAACGCUUUCUGUACAAAUGACAACGCAAAGUACAAUAUUUACCGUUCCAACAGUUUUAUCUUCAUCAUCUCAACCAAAUGGAUUAUUGUCAUCAUCAUCAUCAUCAUCAUCAUCAUCAUCUUCAACAUCAACAUCAACAUCCCUAUCAUCAUCUUUAUCAUCAAUAGCAAAAUCAUCUUCAACAUUAUUCUCAUCUAGUUUUAAUCGAAAGUUUUCUAAAUCAAAUACAAAUGGUAUAUCAUCUAAACAUUUAAAUAAUAAACCUGAAAAAUUAUCAUUUAUAGAACGAUUAAUUAGAUCAAUGAAUCAUUGUACAAGAUUAAAAAUCAAUAAACAAAUAUUAUUGAUUUUCAGUAUUUUCAAUAGUUUAUUACUUAUAAAAUCUUUCAUAUCGAUUAAUAUUCUAUAAAUCAAUAAAUAUGAUUAGGUAUUUAUUUAUACUUGAAAACAAAUUCAUGUAUUAUUAUAAACAAUCAAUAUUAUUGAGAAAUUUAUUGACUUUUUUUAAAAAAAUUAUUUUUUGGCGCAUUUAUAGAUUUAAAGUAUUUUUUUGUUUGUUUUUCCUCUUUUCAACAUUUUUCUUUGAUCAAAUUAUUCUCUCAUUUAUUAUUAUGAUUAAAAAAGUGAUUUAAAUGAAUGUAAAUUUAUUGUUGUAUAGAAAAGAAAAUAUAUUUAUAAGUAGUAUUUUAAUACAUUUGAUCAAAAAUCUUGAUGGAGUUUUGUUCUCUUAUCAAACGAUCCAGCGCAGAGAACAAAACUUCAUUAAAAUCAUCUACAUAAGCUAUAAAUCUUCUCUAUCAUCUCAAGAUCAAAUAUCCGUAUAAUUUUAGUAAUGAUUAAAUGAUAAGAAAGAUUAAUAUAACUGAAUAUUGACUCAUAUUUGAAUCUUAUUUAGGAAUCAGUAGAUGAAUUCAUUUGUAUGUUUAUGUUAUUGUUCAUAAGUUUAGCCGGUAAAAGUUUAUACCAUUUGUGUUUGUCUAUCUCUUUAACUUGUUAUUAGUAUGGUAUUUGAUGCGAAAAAUUCUUCUAGAAUCUUACUUUAAGAAAAAUCUUGUUAAAUAUCUU
Messenger RNA from Schistosoma spindalis, 3175 nucleotides. Lineage: Eukaryota; Metazoa; Platyhelminthes; Trematoda; Strigeidida; Schistosomatidae. The record is from the annotation of a GenBank genome assembly.